AUCCCAAUACGAUCCAUCGAGACAUGACGUGCGAGGUAUCCUCUCUGCACGCUUCUUCUAUUCCUAUCCUAGAUCUUUCCUAUGCAGACGAUCCGUUGAAGAAACCCCUUCUCUUAAAGCAGCUUCACGAUGCACUUUUCAAUGUCGGCUUUCUUUAUAUUCAAAACCAUGGCGUUGCAGAAGACACAAUAGCGAGUCUGGUGUCAAGACUUCCACGGCUGUUUGACCAGCCCGACGAAGCGAAAGCUGCCUUGUCAAAGCUAAACUCUCCACAUUUCCUGGGCUACAGCGGCUUUGCGGAGGAAUCUACUCUAGGGAAGAAGGAUCUCCGAGAACAGUUCGAUCUCGCCACUGACCUUCCCGUAAUAUGGCGAGCGACUGUAGAACCAAAAACCUCAAACGAGAAGAGCAGUAGAGAUUUUACGAAGAAGUAUUGGCGUCUGCGUGGCCCCAAUCAGUGGCCUCGCGAAGACUUGAUACCGGGCUUUCGAGAAGCCUUCACAAACUACCACGAUGCUCUCCAAGCCCUGUCGUACCGCUUCGUCCAUCUUGUAGAGGAAGCGUUUGGGAUACCGCUUGGAACUUUCGACGACUUCUUCUUACCUAAGAGCAUUCAGCACUCCGCCGAGAAUGGGAAAUACAUGCCUCCGCAGCAUCGUAUCAAACUCAUCAAAUAUCCGCCUAGUACAGGGCAAUCUCGAGUCGGCCAGGAAGAAGGCCUAGAGGUUGUCAACGCCAAGGGAGACUGGGUUCCUGUUCCGCCUAUUGAGGGCACCUUUGUGGUGAACUUCGGGAAUGCUUUCGAAGCAGCAACGGAGGGAGCUGUCAAGGCUACUGUCCAUCGUGUGUCGUUUCAAUUUUAGGUCCCUACUUCGUCGUCAAAGCCAAGAUAUUCUAUUCCGUUUUUCCAGGGGCUCCCCCUCGAUCUGACUGUAUCAGAAGUACAGACGUAUAUUCCGGAGUCAGUUCGAAAACUGCGAAAGCAGUCAACUGAAGCGAGUAACAGCAAUACCGUCGCCAGCUUCCUUGAUCCUCGGUGGGAUAGUCUUGGGCAGUCUCAACUUCGAAAGUGGAUCCGCAGUCAUGAAGAUGUGGGCCGCAAGUGGUAUGGCGAUGAUGUGGUUGACUUUUACUUGAAAUGAGGCCAAAGAUGUAGAGGCUGUAUCAUUGCCCUCUAUCUCUUGGAAUACAUUGGCAAUCAGCAUGAAUUUGGCAAUAUUAAUAGCUCAAACAAGACACUAUACUUUAUAAAUUACGGCUUUAGUUUACCGCAGCCGAAUGAGACA
Mytilinidion resinicola is the source of this 1286-nucleotide messenger RNA. Its product is annotated as Clavaminate synthase-like protein. Lineage: Eukaryota; Fungi; Ascomycota; Dothideomycetes; Mytilinidiales; Mytilinidiaceae. Gene Ontology annotation, molecular function: dioxygenase activity. The coding region runs from base 24 to 863 and encodes 279 amino acids. The record is from RefSeq and is a predicted model, not a curated record. The transcript is spliced from 4 exons.